This is a messenger RNA of Fraxinus pennsylvanica, 654 nucleotides long. The record is from the annotation of a GenBank genome assembly. Lineage: Eukaryota; Viridiplantae; Streptophyta; Magnoliopsida; Lamiales; Oleaceae.
AUGCGAAGGCGGGAGGACUAUGGUUGGAAGGAGAAACCAAUUGUUGGGAGACAGAGUUCAGUGCUCAUUUAUGCUGGUAAGCAGCUUGCAGAUGACAAAACUGCUAAAGAUUACAACAUUGAGGGUGGCUCUGUUCUUCACCUGGUACUUGCUCUCAGGGGUGGCGGACUAUUGCGAUGUGGAAAGAGUUGUCGUUUGAGGUGGAUCAAUUACCUACGACCUGAUGUAAAACGUGGAAACUUCACACCUGAGGAAGAGGAAACCAUAAUCAAACUGCACAACUCUUUUGGAAACAAGUGGUCAAAGAUUGCUUCUCAUUUGCCUGGAAGAACUGAUAAUGAGAUUAACAAUGUGUGGAAUACACACUUGAAGAAAAGCCGGCUGGAGGAGACGAAGGGGUCGACUGCUUCAGAGGAAAAAAUCGAAAUCCCUUUCAAGUCAGAUAUCGACUUUUGGAACUUGUUGGAUGCGUUGGAUCCUUUUCAGACCACGAACACCGAAAAAAAUGAAUGUGAAAAUUCAAAGGUUUUUAAUGAUGUGGAAAAACUAGACAGUGAAGAUGAAUGCAGGGAGUGGUUAAGGUACUUGGAGAAUGAACUUGGACUAACAAGCUGCCAAAUACAGAGUAUACAACAAGUUUACACCAGGAUAUGA